UAGAGUAGUAAAGUUGCUAUUAAAGCAGACAGACUGGUAACCCCCUACUUACUGAAUGACACAACUCUUGGCUGUUAAAAGAUACAUCACUGACAGUAUAUGGUACUAUUGCAAAACACUCGUAAAACUGUGUCUUUCACAACUGAGUCACCCAGACAAAGAUUUAAUGAAUGUAAACCAUAUAGUGAAACAUAAACUUUUAUAAUACUGCUAUUCUUCUUCAAAGUGUCUCAAGGUUUGACAAUAAAUGUGUCAUGUUGAAAAAUUAUGAUAUGGUGAAGAAAUCUGAUUGGCUACAAUUUCUUACCAGAAUCAGAACCUGUGAAGAUUUAGAACAUUAUAUAUUAUUUAUUUUUUUAAACACUUUUAAAAAUACAGCUCUCGUGUUUUUUAUUAAAUCAACUACAGAUCAUACAGUGUGAAAAAUUCUUCUUAUAGCUGUGCUUCUUUACUAGUUAUGUUAAUGUUCGGGGUCAUUGCACUACAACAUAUUGCUGACAGCAUAUUAAGACUCAAUCUUACGUCAUACCUGAAUGCACCCUGCACUCUGAAAUUAUACAGAACGUUUUUGUUUUGUUUUUUCUGUAUAGAUGUGUGUAACUGUGCACUAAUAUUAUAUUUGGGGGGAAAACUCAGUGUGUAGUGACUCCUCACACUGUUUACUUGCCUAUUUUCCGUUAUAAUAUGAUAAAAGUAUCAUCAGGUGAGAGGAAAAGUAAGAUGUCAGUGUGUUGAUGAUUGGUAGGUCAUUGAGAAUACAGUGAAAAAUGCAGCCUUUGGAAAAUGGAUAACUAAAUAUUGUUGACAUUAGCGUCUUUACACAUUCAUGUAGGCUUCAAGCAUUUUUAAGUGGAAGAGACUCAAAUUCUUUGUGGGAAACCAUUUACUUGACUGUUUUCAUAACAGCAGCGCUUUUUAGUUAUUUAUUGUAUAAUAAUUAACUAUUUUAAUUGAAUGUACAUAAACUAGCUAACCAAAUUGAAUUGUAGAUUUAUUCUUCAUGUUGGCAACAACAAUGCUGAGAACAUGACAUAAAAACACAGCUCAACAUCGCCCCUGGUGGCGUCAAAGUUGCAUCUUAUUUUAAAAGCAAAGUAUAUUGACAUAAAAGAAACCAAUCACAGUACACGUUUCCAGGGAUUUCCUAUGAAUGGCAAGAAGAUGAACCAAUCAAUAACAACCUCCUGAACAAACAGCCAAUGGGAAGUGUCAGUAGUUGUAGAUGGGCGGGCUCUAAUCUUAUCAGAAGGAGAGGGCCAAGUAGUGGUUGCAAAGCGGAAAGAAAAUGGCGGCCGUGGCUGCGGAGCCAGGAGCUGCUGCUGCGGCAUCAACAACAACAACAGCGGGGGACGGGCUGGAAUACGAGCCCGAGCCAGGAGAGCAUGUGGCCGACCUAGAGAUCCAAUCGUCGCAGGACUUCGACCCGGAAAUGGAGCUUUGUCACCAACCCACGGUUGUGGAUGCAGUUCAGAUAUGCAGCCAGGUCCAGAUGGAAAUUAGAAGGCCGGACAUUCAAGCCGCGGGAAAAGCCCUCGUUGCCCAUGCGGACGGUGAGCGCGCCGAGACGGGGGGGUCCUGGGGGUGCGUGGAUGCAACAGAGCAGCCCGUGCUGAUGGACUACAGGUAUACAGGCGUUUCUGAGUACGGGGGGCGCUUGAAAGAGCCCGCAAACGAGGUCAGCAGCCCAUGCCUUCUCCCCGACUCCCAGCCCUCCGUAGUCUUCUUGCAUUCCCUGCCCGUUCAUCCGUCGGAACCUGAGCCUGGACUGUCCCUUGCCGAGCCGGCCGAACCGACAGUCGAAUACGACUCGAAUCCCGAAUCAACACAUCCUACCGACCUAGAGUGUGAACUGAUAGGCUUCACGCAGCCGGAGCCCGAACCUGCAAAUGAUGCGCCCGGGUCCGAACCCGAAGCUCACGAGGAUGCUUUCCACGACAUCCGUCACCCGUCAGAUCAUCUGGACUCUCUGUCCAACGCGGAGGGCACCUCGCUGGGACAGAGUUGCAUUAGUGACUUUUCUGCUGUCUCCAGCAAUGACUCUCCUGAACUUCCAGCCCUUGCGGUGGAUCAAUCGCUCAUCUCAUCGUCAGAACCGGAGGAGGUGCGCUCGUCGCAUCCUCCUCAUCAGCGAACGGACCUCCGUGAACCUGAGAGGACAGAGGAGUUAGAGACGAAACCCCCGGCUCUGUGUCCUGAGCAUGACACGGUGGACCGUCUGGUGCUCGGCUCAGAGGUUCGAGUCUCACUGGAUCACAUCAUCGAUGAUGCGCUCGUGGUGUCGUUUCGCGUGGGCGAGAAGAUCUUCUCCGGGGUGCUCAUGGACCUUUCGAAAAGGUUUGGACCUUAUGGAAUUCCCAUAACGGUGUUCCCCAAGAGAGAUUACAAGGACAAACCAGAAUCUAUGCAGCUAAAGACGGAAGCAUUCCAAUCAGAGACAGAUAAGGGUGUCGCUCAAGGACCUACUGAUGCCCCAGUUAAGGACCCUGCAAAUGCUCCUGAUGCCCCUCGGAAGAACCCUGCUGAGGCUCCUGCAGUGCCCCAGCCCUGUCCCAGUCCUCAACCCCACCCAUGGACCUCAAAACCACCUCCCUUGUUUCAGGAGGGGGCCCCUUAUCCACCUCCGUUGUUCAUCAGGGACACUUACAACCAGUCGUUACCUCAGCCUCUGCCCCGCAAAAUCAAGCGGCCCAAGCGUAGGCUGUAUAGAGAGGAGCCCACUUCUAUAAUGAAUGCCAUCAAGCUUAGACCAAGACAAGUUCUGUGUGACAAAUGUAAAGGGGCUGUGGUGCAAGGGGACAAGCGUGAGACACGCAGAGGCCCCAUCUCAGACUGCCGGAGUGAUGAUGCCAAAAGAAGGCGCAAUGACAACACAAUGGCAGCCACUGGUAAACGGCCCCGUAGUGACCCGCGCUCUGAUGAGAAGAGUCGUGGUACUGAUGGGCCCAAGCGGCAGUCCUCCACUCUGGGCCAUAGUCAGGUCAAAGGUGCAGCUGCAGGAAGCAAAGUGGUGAAGGGGGUGCCCACAACAACACCCUCCUCUGUCAAUGCCCGAGUGCAGCUCAAUGCCAAAAAAGUGCUUCAGAGCAAAAAUGUUGACCAUUCCAAAGCACGAGAGGUGCUGAAGAUGGCCAAGGCUCAGAGAAGACAGAGCGAGACAGUCACAGGCAGCAGUGGGAACUCCAAGGCCAUGACCAGGGCAGCUGCUCUCCAGGAAGCCCACCAGAAGGUCCACUUCACCAGACGAUUGCAGCAGAUCAGUGGAGGAGGUCCAGGUUCCAACCCCCUGCCACCCAGGAUGCGCAUCAAGCCCCAAAGGUACCGUAAUGAAGAAAACGAUGAUUCUUCAUGUAAGCUGCCUUGCUUGGAGAAAGUACCGGGAGGGGGACGUUUAGCACUGCUUAAACCAGCUGCGCCCCGCUGUACCUCCACACGCUCCUCCUCCUCCUCCUGCUCUGCAAGCCAAGCUGCCACCGCUGUAGAGCCCCAGAGGCCAGACAGAGCACUUGAAUCCCUACCGAGCCAGGCCCAAUCUGAGUCCCAAACGCAACCCCUCCCAGCCACGGAAUACAGGGAAACCCAGGCUGAGCCAGAGGAACAGGAGGGGCAGGAGGAAAAGCGGGAGACGCGCAGGAGCAAGGCUGGCAACCUAGUGGUCUACAUGACCCUUAACUCCAGCCAGCCUGACUCCUCUAGUACCUCCAUGUGCAGCAUCGAUAGUGCAGAUGACUUAAAAUCAUCAAACUCCGAGUGUAGCUCUACCGAAACAUUUGAAUUCCCCCCUCCCGGAGAUUUGCGGUCUGCCCCUGCCCCUGCCCCUGCCCCUGGCACAUCCUCCACUUUCGCCUCUGCCUCUCCCUCUGCUCCUAAGGAUGUCAAAAAGCAUAGUAAAUCCCUCAAAGCUACCGUCUUUUCCAAAAACGUCUCAAAGUGUGUUGCCCUGGAUGGCAGGACAAUUUGUGUAGGGGACAUUGUUUGGGCCAAAAUCCUUGGCUUCCCCUGGUGGCCCGCCCGCAUCCUAGCCAUCACAGUGAGUCGCAAAGAUAAUGGGCUUUUAGUCAGGCAGGAGGCCCGAGUUUCCUGGUUUGGGUCACCCACAACUUCCUUCCUGGCAAUUACUCAACUUGCCCCAUUUCUAGAAAACUUCCAGUCUCGCUUUGACAAGAAGAGAAAGGGCCUGUAUCGUAAAGCCAUCACAGAGGCAGCCAAGGCUGCCAAGCAGCUCACUCCCGAGGUUCGAGCCUUGCUAACUCAGUUUGAGACGUGAGGUAUUGUACCUUGGUAAGGUAGGCAAAACAGACUCCCGAGUUGGCCCCGUACCCCUUCUGAAACCUCUCAAACUUUGCUGUACUCAGUCAGCUUCCAGAGUGAAACCCAGAAAGCUUCAGCCAGGCAACCAGGACUAAUUUAUUUUUGUUGAAAAGGCAAGAGAAGGGGAUUGAAUUUAUUAACUGAAAGGAAACGAUUGAAAUGUUGAGUGUCCAAUAUUCGCCCCUAUGUAACCAUCUAUUGAUCGUGGCAUAUUAGAGUAUGAUAAUUAUACUUAAAUCAGAUGAAAGAGAAUUUUAGAAAAAGUUUUAUGGGUUAAUAAAUUCCUUUUAAAAUUAGACAGUUGUGAAAAUAUCUGCUUGUACCCAUUCAAAAAUGAUUAACCUAAUGGCCGUUACAAGUCGACUGCUACUUUGAGAUACAGUGAGCACAGGAAUAUUUCUGUCCGUCUGGAUUCCUACCUUAACACAGUUAAUGCUUCCGUUAGGAUGAUAAGAGAAAGUGUUAUAGGUUCACAGUUCCACAUCAUCCUUCCUGCAUUUGUUCAGUGUUCUAAAGAAUUUGGAGCCUCUCGGUCCAGGCUCCCUAAAAUUAAUAAUCUAGAGUCUUUUUUGUUUCUUUUAACAUUGAAAGGUAGUGCAAAUGGAAAAGAUGGCUCUAUUGGGUACAGUGUGUCUCGCUCAGGUAGAAAAAGGGGACUGAAUUGGUGCUGACCUUUCUCAGACUUUCUGAGACAACUAAUCCAAGUCCAGUGAUCUGAGCAGAUGGCUGUUGAUCUGGGUGUGGCUCUUUGCCAGCCGUGGCUUUGCAGGCAGUUGAGCUGGUGUUAAAUAGGAGGUGCCUGUAAGCUGAAGUCACCUCAAGUGCCACUGUGAGGAGAGCACAGUGACUCUGUAAACACAGAGUACAACCUCAGACACGGAGAAACCUAUCAGCCUAUCUGUGCAUCAUCUAUCCCCACCCCUCGCAGCUACAGCAUUUGCUCCCCAAGCUCAUUCCUCCCUAAUCUGCUUGCCCUGUUCACAGCUUCUUGUUCUUUUCCUUCACUUGGUUUGCUCUCUCUCAGAGUCUCUCCCUCCUGCUGGUGUCAUAUGUUUAUGUCUUAGACUGUUUUUAUAUAUAUGUCUGAUUUUCACAAAAAUGUUCCUGUUGUUCAGCCAACCCAUGGGCCAUGGGCCACCCCUGACUUGUCUUUUGCAUGGAUUUUGGAGUGCAAUGUGUUUUAAAUUCAUAGUAUAAUGAGCAUUUAUUUGAUGGCACCAUAUGUUUAUCCAAUUUAGGCUUAUCACAUCAAGACACAAACUCUAAUUUUUGAUGUAGCUGCAGUUGAAUGCCAAAAUUGUAUAUUAUGAUUAUGAGUUCAAAUAAAUAACUAAAUGAAACACUCAUCGGCUGUGGUGUCCUGCUGCAAAAGUGGGGCAUUGGAGCACAAGGCAGCAGUUGUGAAUGAGUUAUGUGUGAAUAUGUUCAUCAUAAUUAUGAGUCAGAGCCUCUGGCUGGUUUAGUUGUUCAGUGAUUAUUCAGUUUCCAGUAUUCAUUGUCUCUCAGCUGAAAUGUGUUGCUAAGGAUUAUUGUGUUUUAAAUUUAUUUGUUGUGCCUGAACUUUAUUUUCUAUCAUUCACGAUUUGCAAAAUAGGGCUAAAGGUCUGGAGUACACAUUUGUAUGUAUAGUGUUCAAAAAUGUAUGUUGCCUGGAUAAUUGGAAGAAGAAUGGCCUGAAUCUUAUUUUCAAUGCUGAGAACAAAUGAUUUUAUUAGUGUGGAUGAGCAUUAUCUUUAUUUUUAUUUUAUUUUUUGUUCUUAUCUGUAAACAUGGUUAUGUCCUUGCAUUGCAUACCCAUUAGCAUCUUAAACUGUUCAGUUAUAUGUACACAUCUGAGAAGGGACAUACUGUAAGAUAGCCUGGUCUUUCCACAUAUGACUUAGCAGGUACAGAUCAAUGGCUUGAGAAAAAAACAAUGCUUGGUAGACCACAUUGACUGACGGAGGAGUAAAACGGUAUUUAUUUUGGUUGUUGGCUUUGUUUCAUUUCAGCAUCUUAUUUUUUACUUUUAUUAUUUCUAUCUGUUUGCAGGUCAGAGAAUGCUGUAAAACCAUUGAAAAAAAUACCAGUUGAAGAUAUUGUGUACAUGUUUUCUGAUGUUUUAAGAGUAUAUAAAUAAACUGUGAACUUCAACAA
Molecule: messenger RNA, 6444 nt
Organism: Myxocyprinus asiaticus (Chinese sucker)
Lineage: Eukaryota; Metazoa; Chordata; Actinopteri; Cypriniformes; Catostomidae
Product: PWWP domain-containing protein 2A-like
Exons: 2
Coding region: 1286-4264 (992 amino acids)
Cellular component (GO): nucleus
Molecular function (GO): chromatin binding; histone binding
Source: RefSeq, a predicted model, not a curated record